AUGACCAAAAAGCAGAAGAAGUCCUUUAUUUUCAAACCCACUGGUACCCCGCAUCAUACCCUCACUUCCAGGCCCCGGCAGAAUGAUCAAACCAGACGACCUGCUGGUUCCACCACGUCUGACUCGCCUUCUGUCAACGACCUGAUCAGCCAUCUUCGCCGCACACAAGCGCCGACUCCCUCUGAACACGACACUCCAACCUCUUCGCAAUCUCUUCUCCCCCAAGGAUCCGUUCACCCAUCUCUCAGAAACCUUCUCGAACUUCCAGAGGCCCCACCACCUCGACCUCGCCCUGGACCUCGCCGCGCGAUCAUCGGCGGGCGCCCAGUGCGAUUGACCCCGGGGCCUCCGCCCCCAAACAGCUGGCUCUCGGGAGAUAGCGAGGGAUCGCAGUCAGCGGAAGAAGCCACGUUGGCUACUACCGGAGGUGAUAGAACUACUAUAUAUCGUCUCGAUAGACUACCGGGGGUAAAGUUCCCACCCGAGUCUAGUCUACUCCAUGCAGUCCUUAAGUCUAUGGCUUUGAAUUGGGCCUGGCACCUGGACUACGAUGGAUCCUUUCUGGCUCAUUUACCCCCACAUACCAAAGAGCUCAUGCUCAGCUAUGUCGCUGUCUAUGCGGCUCGUACGAGGACUCAGCCUCUGAAAGGACGCAUGAGGGGCCUGAAGCCUCUGUUUCUCACCGAGUUUGACACUGCUGAAGCUGCUGGGGAUCAAGGCGAAGCCGAUGUGGAUACUGCCCACAAAGCCGACACUAUUACCUGCCGGCUGGAUCUGGGGUGGGCGUUGGGUUACUGGAUGACUUUCAAACAACUCUCGGGCGAGCUGUUCAUCACCACCAAGUCAACACCUGCUGUCGCCCAGCCUGCACCCGGAGAGAGCGUCCCUGCUUCGUGGGAUGAGCAGACGUCUGUUGAGUCUGUGGAGGAUGCGAAUGCGUCUGCCGCUACAACCGGUUAUAUUCCAAAACCAAUCAGCCAAAACGUCCGCUUCACCAAUCUCCGCUACCUUUCCCUCGCUCAUCCAGUCCCUGGUGCUGCAAGUUGGAACUCUCUCCUUCACAUUCUUUCCCGCCUUUCUACCAUCACACACUUAUCUCUGGCUCAGUGGCCCCCUCCAACUCGUACCCCUCAUACCGCCCCUGCGCGCAUGCGCCCACCAAACCACCGUGGUCCCGCAUUCAUACACGGGGGUACAGAUGUGUACUCCGGCACGGAAAACAACUGGGCAGAAGCAGCGGGAAUCCUUCGACAGCUCUCUCGAUUUACCUACUGCCUGAAAUGGCUGGAUCUCGAGGGUUGCUCUGAGUGGAUUCCUGCGCUGACAUGGACGGGCACUGAUCCAGACGGCCUGCCCUGUCGCCCUGGGACGUCGGGUCCAGAAUGGAAUGGGUCCUGGCGAAAUAUUGAAUGGAUUGGUCUAGGUCCUGGCUUUGAGUACCCAGGGGACAAGGAUCUUUUUCGUCCCUUCACAAGACCCAUCUCGGCAAUUCAAACCAUGCCCCGUUCGUCGUAUUUCCCGCCCGCGUCGCGGGCUGAUUCUCUUCUUGCGCCGGUCACUGCUCUCCAAAAUCUCUCGAUGCAGGACCAUACCGAUCGCAACGACCCUCCUCGGUCUCCUCCACCAACGGAUCUACCGUGGAACGUGGAGGAGGAACGUUGGAUGUACCGUCGUGACAAAGAGCGUCAGGCCUGGCGCGAUGCGAUCAGCAAGGCGAAAGAGGUGUGCACUGGUAUUCGGGCUAUCAGAAGAGAAGGCCGUGGGAAAUGGAUGGAGGCUUUUACCGGAGGGGAUGAAGAGUCGUGGGACAGCCGCUCAAGCCUCACGCGUUCAGUUGAAUAG
Molecule: messenger RNA, 1842 nt
Organism: Penicillium cataractarum
Lineage: Eukaryota; Fungi; Ascomycota; Eurotiomycetes; Eurotiales; Aspergillaceae
Exons: 1
Coding region: 1-1842 (613 amino acids)
Source: RefSeq, a predicted model, not a curated record